AUUGUAAGUAGCAAAGUACACUUCUGAGUUAGUCCCAUUUCAAACCAGCGACCUAUACAAACAGGUCCCUGACUAAACACAGUUGAAUUAUACUUCUCUGUUGCAUUUAUCGUUGAACAUAUAUCCGGAAUAUAACAAAUAAUUCUAGGCACCAAUGGAAAGUUUCCACAACACUUCUGGAAGUUACAACGAAACUUUAGAAAACGAUGUCAUAUUGGAACGCAUCCACAGAGACUUGAUCACCGGGUUAAUCCCUUUAAUGGUAUGGCUGGUAAUGGCAGGCGUUAUCGGCAUGGCGGGAAACAUAGUGACAAUCAUCUUCCACGGGUGGAAAUCGCGGCCCUCUUCCACCAUGGUGUUCAUUACUUGGUUGGCGGCUGCGGACCUACUUGUUUGUUUACUUAUGAUAGAACAGAUAGUUGAUUUACAUUUAAACGUUUACUUUACUAACCCCGUGUACUGCAAGACAAAAUAUUUCUUCAUUUAUGUUGGUAUUUAUUGGUCCGGCAUGUCGUUGACGCUUAUAUCAGUUGAUCGCUUUAAGAAGGUUUGUAGGCCGAUAAGCCAACAGUUUUCCGAGAAGUCAUCAAAAUAUGCAUCAAUGAUUGUUGUUUUAAUCGCUUUCAUUCUAAGUCUGCGCAUAGUAUUUGCUUUUGACAUUUCGGAGGUCGAAGUAAAUACGACAGACGGAUCUGGGCAAACUGCAGUUGGUCACGAUUGUUACUUCACAAAUGACAUCGACCUUAUACCGUUUGUGUCCGUUUGUCACGUAAUAGACUUUUUGUUUCUUCUUUUAUGUCUGACAACGAUGCUAAUCUGUUACGGACACCUGUUCGUUCACAUAAGAAAGCACAUUGAACAAAUGGCUGACAGGACCGGUGGAGUUGCCAUUGUUUCGUCAGCAUCUCACAAAGCAGAUUCGGCGCUUGAAAAUGCAGACCGGCGAAUAACAAUUAUGAUGGCGUUAAUAAGCGUGUUGUGUAUGAUAUGCUAUGUGCCAUACAUCGUUAUUAACCUAUACUUAGAGUUUAGCAGCAAUUCAGCUCAUAGAGAUGUCCUCAAUAUAGGCAUUGAGUUUGCAUUGCGACUUCCAUAUUUAAACAGUGUGAUUAACCCUAUCGUGUUUCUUUGUCUGAAUCCGAAAUACCGUUCUUUUGUUAAACACCAACUCUGUAAAUGCAAGGGAAUGUGAACAUCCAAUAAUGGUCGGAAUGCAAUUUCUGACAAUACAUUCCUGUCAAACUAAACAACAUUUAAUUUUAUAUAAUGUUUUUCUUGUCGCCUAUAUACAUCCAGACUUAAAUCAUAGCAAGUAAAGUAAACUUGUUAUUGAAAUAUAUGAAUACAAUAUACGUUGUACACGUUUGUGAAGAACUUUAAACAUUACUAAUCUGUUUCGUAGUGACCAAAUUUAGUUCCAUGAUCAGAGAACAUGAGAGAGUUGAAAUCUAUCAUUUAAAUGGGUUCUGUCAAAAUAGAUGUCUGUUGACAGCAGGUGAAAUACGCUCACGAGGCUAGUCGAUGUCCUUAUAUAAUGCAGAUAUAGUUAUCAUGUUGUAAAUAUGGUGUGCUAAAAACACGUAUACAUUUCAAAUUAGCGAUUGUUUAGUCAAGGAAGUUCACGUGUGUUGAAAACAUGAAAACACAAACGUGGUGAAACUCGUAUAACUCGAUGACAGAGUGGCAAUGUUGUAUUUUGCUUGUUGUUUAUAAUUGUUAUUUAACAAUAGCGGUUUCAGUUUAUUGACAGAAUCAGCAAAUACAUGCCUUUGGCCACAUACUAAACAAAUAUACAUAAGAUGACCACACAAAUGAAAUACUUACCAAAAAGCAUUUCACAUAAAUAGAUAAUUAAAUGAAAGUGUGGAUACAAAAUUGUUUUUCAACAAUAACAAGAAGCAACAAAGUAGCUAGCUAGCAAGAAAAUCAUUUCUGUUUAACAUAGCAUUGUAAAUUAAUUAGGAAAUAUUUCUUAAUUGUCUAGAGUUAGUACUGGACAUCAUAGAUGUGAAAUUGUUGACAGUAUAAAAGAUUGGUUUAGAUUAUACUUCAUUCUUAAAUCUAGAGAAAGCGUACUUAUACAUAAGGAGUGAUAUUCUGAUUCAACAACGUAACUGUUACACAGUUUGCAUUUCCUAAUUUCUCUAGCAAUGUUAUUGUAUCAAACAGUUUCAAUUUUUAAAGAAUGGGCGCUAAGUCUAAAUCUUUUAGAGCUUUUCUAUGCCCAUCAUUAUCAACACAUUCCAUAAUGUUUUUUUCGGAAAAAGGAGGAUUAAACAAAAAUGAAAAAUUGUCAUACAAUGUUAAUGAUAUUGAAGUUGUUGGUAACUUUAACUAUUUAGGCACGGUGUUGAAUUAUACUGGACAUUUUAAAUAAAACCAAGAACAUUUGGUUGGUAAAGCCCUUCAAGCAUUCAAUACAUUAUUGAUAAAAUGUCAUGACUUUGAUAUAAAACCGAAAAUAUUAUGUCAUUUGUUUGACACAUUUGUUAGUUCUAUAUUAAAUUAUGCUGCUUCUUCCUGUUUUUGAGCGAUGAGGAUCUGAAAUAUAAACUUUAAGAUGCUAUAUUCUUAAAUCUUUUUAUAAAAAGAAGGGAUGUAGUUGAUACUUGUUUGUAGUUUCAUUUCAUCGUUCCUCAAAAAAUUGUAACUCUGUUGCUCUGGUCUCUUUAAUACCACUGAGUAAUUAAAUGGUAAUUAAAUUGAAUGCGUUUUAAUUCCCUUUAAUUAUUGUUUAAUUUGAGUUGCAAUGCUCUGAGGUUCAAUUUUAUUUACACUUAUAUGUACGAUGAAUAUUGCUGAGCCAAGUGUGAGGUGGAGCGCUCUUAUAACCGGUUUAAACCCCCAAUGUUUUGCAUUGACCGUUCCAAGGCGGUGACCCCAGCUUUAUUCUCUUAUGAGUUUAUGUUUUGUAUUGUCCUGUUUUGUACUGUUUUGGCAAUUGAUCACUUGCCUUUAAUUAAGGACCGACUAAUUGUAUAUAAUGAGAAUACAAUACUGCUCCAGCAGCUGGAGUUUCACUUCUUUAUAUUCAGAAGUAUAGGGUUUCAUAAAGUCAGAUGACAUUGAACGCAUACAUUUAAACUUUUGCAAACGAUUGCUUCAGGUUAAAGUAAAUACAUGUUAUGUUGCUGUUUAUGGAUAAUAAGGUAGAUAUCCAUUGUAUGUAAACAGGUAUGUUAAAAUUAUAAAGUUUUGGUUUAAAAUUCUAUACAAUGAAAAUAUUAUUAUGAAAACAGUUUACAAACAAACUUUAAACGAUUGUAAUAAAGGUUUUUAAUAAUGGACCAUACAUGUUAAGAACAUGUUAAAUAACUAUGGAUUCGGUUAUGUAUUUGAAAUCCAAACGUUGUGCAAGUAAACAGUUUUGUUAGAGAGUUCAAAUGUACACUUGUUGAUAAUUUUAAACAAGAGUGGUAUGGUAAAAUGAAUUCCAGUACUAUUAUAGAUAUGUAUAAAGUUUAUAAAUGCUCUUUGGAAUACGAAGAAUAUUUAUACUUACUUCCUAGACGUUUGCGUUUAUUCUUUGUUAGAUUAAGAGUCUCUGCACAUCCGUUGAGAAUCAAGACGGGCAGAUAUGCUCAGAACAAAAUUCCACGAAAUGAACGUUAUUGUUCAUGUUGUUAUUCUGUUGAUCUAGAAGAUGAAUUCCAUUUCAUAUAGAUAUUAACCGCUGUUACACCGAUUUAAGAAAAAAGUAUAUUAGCCGUAUAUUUAUAUUAACCCAUCUGUGUAUAAAUUCCACAAGUUGUUAGUUUCAUGUGAUAUAUUAGAAUUUCGAAUGUAUGUAAAUACAUAAAAGAAGCUUCAGUUACUUGAAAUACGAUCCUAAAUAAUACUAUUUAAUAGAUUUCAUCACCCCUAGAUAGAAAUAACUUGUUCUUCCAUAUAUAUUUUUUUGUAUUUGAAGUUUUUUAUGUAACUUUAAUGUUACAUUAUGUUAUGUUGUUAUUCGUAUUCACGUGACAACACAUAUUUUGUAUAUUCUAGUAUGAAGACGAUGUACUAUUGUAUAAGUCUGAAUAAACUAUAUGUCUGUC
Molecule: messenger RNA, 4040 nt
Organism: Dreissena polymorpha
Lineage: Eukaryota; Metazoa; Mollusca; Bivalvia; Myida; Dreissenidae
Product: kappa-type opioid receptor-like
Exons: 2
Coding region: 155-1192 (345 amino acids)
Biological process (GO): neuropeptide signaling pathway
Cellular component (GO): membrane
Molecular function (GO): G protein-coupled peptide receptor activity
Source: RefSeq, a predicted model, not a curated record